AUGGCCAAUAAAAAUGUAAUUCUUUCCACAGCAGCUUCUCUUGUUGCUUCAGCAAUGCUUAUCCAGAGCAUUGUAAGAGAUUUCUUACCCCACCAACUCUGCAACUUUCUCUUCUCCUUUGCUCGAAUCCUUUCUCAUCGUUUCUCUUCGCAACUUACUGUUGUUGUAGAGGAAUUUCAAGGCUAUUCCAUGAACCAAGUUUUUGAGGCAGCAGAAAUCUACUUGGGCUCUAAACAAAACUCAUCGGUAAGAAGAGUUAAAGUGGGAAAGAGUGAGAAGGAAGCGAAUUUAGCAGUUAACAUAGAUAGAAAUGAAGAGGCUGUUGAUGUUUUUGAGAAUGUGGAAUUCAAGUGGAUAUUCGUCACCACACAAGUUGAAGCAUCAAUGAAUGUAAACCAUCGCAGAAUGGUGGAUCUCAACUCCUCUCUGAGAUCAGAAGUGAGACACUUUGAGCUGAGUUUUCACAGGAAGCAAAAAGACAAGGCUUUUGGAUCACACUUUCCAUACAUAUUAGAAAAAGCAAUGGCCAUUAGAGAAGAGAGAAAAGUUGUGAAUCUCUACAGUGCUAAUGGAGAAAAUUGGUGCUUUCAACAUGUCCUUCUCAAUCACCCCAUGAACUUCAAGACCCUUGCUAUUGAUUCCAAGCUCAAGAAGGAAUUGCUUGAGGAUUUGGACAACUUCAUGAACGGGAAGGAAUACUACAAGAGGAUUGGGAAAGCUUGGAAAAGAGGCUACUUUUUAUAUGGUCCACCAGGAACUGGAAAAACAAGCUUGAUAGCGGCCAUGUCAAAUCACCUUAAGUUUGACAUCUACAACUUGGAUUUAACAGAUAUUCAAAAUGAUUCCCAUCUCAGAUUCUUUCUUCUUAGGAUGUCUAGCCAAGCAAUAAUUGUGGUAGAGGACAUAGAUUGCUCUAUCAAGUUACAAAACCGGGAUUCACCAGAGGAUCAAAAGCAAACACAAGGAGAUAAUAAUGGUAAGGUAACACUAUCAGGACUGUUGAAUUUUGUUGAUGGACUUUAUUCAUACUGUGGAGAAGGAAGAAUCAUGAUACUGACGACCAACUACAAAGAAAAACUUGACCCAGCUUUGCUGAGACCUGGUAGAAUGGACAUGCAUAUUUGCUUGUCAUACUGCAAUGCUUCUGUUUUUGACCAGCUUGCAUUUAACUAUCUGGGGCUUCACCAGCAUCAUCUGUUUGAUGAGAUCAAACGGUUGAUAGAAGAGAUCGAGGUCACUCCAGCAGAAUUGGGUGGGGAGUUGAUGAAAAGCAGAGAUCCUCAAGUCUCUCUUCAAGGUCUCCUCAGUUUCUUGCACAAUAAAAAAAUCCAACAGCAUUCAAGCUCUAACUGAAUAAACUGUACCAAAAAAAAGGUUUUGAGGAAUUUUUUAGUCCA
Ziziphus jujuba (common jujube) is the source of this 1397-nucleotide messenger RNA. RefSeq names its product protein HYPER-SENSITIVITY-RELATED 4. The record is from RefSeq and is a predicted model, not a curated record. The transcript has a single exon. The coding region runs from base 1 to 1353 and encodes 450 amino acids. Lineage: Eukaryota; Viridiplantae; Streptophyta; Magnoliopsida; Rosales; Rhamnaceae. Gene Ontology annotation, molecular function: ATP binding; ATP hydrolysis activity.